This is a messenger RNA of Anisakis simplex (herring worm), 543 nucleotides long. The record is from the annotation of a GenBank genome assembly. NCBI's taxonomy places the organism in Eukaryota, Metazoa, Nematoda, Chromadorea, Rhabditida, Anisakidae.
AUGGGUGAGAGUGGAUCAUCGCAAAUGGAGAUGAACUUGACAGCGGCUGAUUUCUUGAGAGAUCCAUCAGAUGCUCUCGGUCAGAUGACAAAAGAGAAGCAGAGAUUGCUUGAAAGGAAGUCGUCAUCACAGAAUCCGAAAGCUGAUGGUGGCUGUAUCAAAAGGAAACGACGACAGAAAAAGUCCAGUGCGGCGGCACCAUAUGAUUCGAAGCCAUAUUCACUGAGAUUACGACCGAAAAAGAAGAAGAAACGAAUCCAGUUCAAGAAUGUGAAAGUUUAUUAUUUUGAGCGGUCGCAGGGCUUUACGGCUGUGCCCACUUGUGGAGGAGUAACUCUGGGAAUGACCUCGAAACAUCACGAUGAGAAGGAGUUCUCGUUAAGUGAAUUCGAGCGAGCCAUGCGCAAUGAACAGAUAGCACGAUAUAGGCAACGAUGCGCCGAGCGUGCAGCUCGCUUAAGGAUCCACUCGGAAUCGUCACUGAAUGCAGCUAAUGCGAUACAGCCACAACCAUCACCACCACAACAGCAACAGCCGCAUCCU